GAUUGCUUGUCAGAGAGACUUGCAAUUUUAUUGUUGAAAUUAUUACAACCAAAUGAAGAACAUAAUUAUUGUCUCGCUCGCUUGUGUCAUCUUCCUGAGUGUGACAGAUACUAAGGGCUAUCGACGAAAUGGUGAUACUGAAAAUAAGCGAAUCAGAUCAUUGUUCAGUAAGUGUUUUGAUACCUUCAACCCAAUCAAUACUCCUACUGUCAAUGAAAUAAGAAAAGAUUCUCGAAUGUGCAUCGUCAAGGCAAAUUCAAGAAGAAAACACGAACUUAAUGAUUUGGAAAGUAAACAUUUCGAAAUUCUCAAGGAAAUGCAACGUUUCAAGGAGUCUAUGAAAGACUGCGAAUCGAGCUCAAAUCGUUUUCGUCAAUCUGAUUGUAUAUCUGAUGCUAUUGAAGUUAAUCACAAUAGAGUAAAUGAAAUAUCUUCAAGAUAUGAAUACAAUACCCAAAUUGAAAGGGAAAUUCAACGUGAAAAAGUAUUUUGCCUAAAGAAUGCCGUCGCCAAUGGCAAAGCAAGGAGUUCUGCAUCAUUUUCAGUUCUUGAAAACUGUCUCUCAAGUGUUGGCAGAUAAAUUAUAAAUGUAAAUGCAACUAAAGUCACUUGAUCUUGAAAUUUUAAAUGAUC
This is a messenger RNA of Eupeodes corollae, 633 nucleotides long. RefSeq lists its product as uncharacterized. The record is from RefSeq and is a predicted model, not a curated record. The coding region runs from base 53 to 580 and encodes 175 amino acids. The transcript has 3 exons. NCBI's taxonomy places the organism in Eukaryota, Metazoa, Arthropoda, Insecta, Diptera, Syrphidae.